AGGGAGGAGGAGGAGAGAAGAGGAGCGAGCGGACUGGGGAUGUGAGUGUGAGGUAAUCUUACUCCCUCCCCCCCAGCCUUCUCCAAUCUCUCUUCCUGCCACUGCUGCUGGUUGCUGCAGACGGUACUUAGGAGCUGCUGAAGCUGGGCGAAAGCAGGGCGGGCACUCGGAGAUGAGGAAACUGAGGCUCAGAGAAGGGAAGUGACUUAUCCAAGAUCACCAGCUCUGAUCGGCACCUUCAGCACAGCUCCCCUUUCCCCUCCCCCCUUUCCUUUCCUUCCCUUCCUCCCCCCAGAGGGAGGGCAGGAGUAGUGCCGGAGCCUGAGUGGAGCUGCCUGCCCUUAGCCUGGCCUGUGCUGUCCAGCCUGGCCUGGCCCUGGGUGUGGCUGCAGGACCAGGAACAUGGCUGUUCUCUUGAGCUAUUUGUGGACACUCCUCCUAUGGAGCCUCGGCCUGUGCAUCCAGAUUCCGGAAGAAUUGAUGCAGCCCCCUAAUAUCACAGAGCAGUCCCCAGAGAAGCUGGUUGUCUUCCCUACUGAUGAUAUUGUCCUCAAGUGUGAGGCCAGUGGCAAGCCUGAAGUCCAGUUCCGCUGGACUAAGGAAAACAUCCACUUCUCCCCGGAGAAGGAGCUUGGGGCGACCACACAUAUCAAUUCUGGCUCCUUCAUCAUCACGGGCAACACCUCCAACUUUGCCCAGAGAUACCAGGGCACCUACCGAUGCUUCGCCAGCAACAGACUGGGCACAGCUAUGUCCCAUGAGAUCCACCUCGUGGCUGAGGGCGCCCCCAAGUGGCCCAAGGAGAAGGUGCAGCCCUUUGAGGUAGAGGAAGGUCAGUCAGUGGUCCUGCCCUGCAACCCCCCUGCCAGCGCUGUGCAGCCCCGAAUCUACUGGAUGAACAGCAGGAUCUUCCACAUCGCACAGGAUGAGCGGGUGACCAUGGGACAGAAUGGAAACCUUUACUUUGCCAACGUGCUCACCAACGACAGCCACUCUGACUACAUCUGCCAUGCCCACUUCCUGGGGGCCCGAACCAUCAUGCAGAAAGAGCCCAUUGAUCUCAGGGUCAAACCCACUAACAAUAUGAUUUACCGCCGACCACGCCUGCUCCUGCCUGAAGGUUUGACCAGCCGCCUGGUGGCCCUCCGGGGCCAGCCCCUGGUCUUAGAGUGUAUCGCUGAGGGCUUCCCCACCCCCACUAUAAAGUGGUCAUACCCAAGCAACCAGAUGCAGGCAGGCCGAGUGACCUACCAGAACUUCAAUAAGACACUACGUCUGGUGAGGGUGGAGGAGGAAGACGAUGGGGAGUACCGCUGUUGGGCCGAGAACACCCUGGGGAGUGCACAGCAUGUCUACUAUGUCACCGUUGAGGCUGCCCCAUAUUGGCUGCAGGAGCCUGAAAGCCUGGUUUUGGCACCAGGGGAGACUGCUCGACUCAACUGCCAAGUCCAGGGCAGGCCCCGCCCCAUGGUCACUUGGAGGAUCAACGGGGUCUCACUGGAAAAUCUGACCAGGGACGACAAGCUCAGAGUCCAAGGAGGGGCACUGAUCCUGAGUAACGUGCAGCCCAAUGAUACCAUGGUGACUCAGUGUGAGGCCAGAAACAAGCAUGGACUCCUGCUCGCCAAUGCCUACAUCUCCGUUGUCCAACUGCCCACCAAGAUCCUGACUCCAGACAAUAAGACCUACCGGGAGGUUCAGGGGAGCACUGCUUACCUUCUGUGCAAUGCCUUUGGGGUCCCCAUGCCCAGCAUCCAGUGGCUAAACCGGGAUCAGGCCACUGUCCUUCAAGAUGAACGCUUUGUCCCCUAUGCCAAUGGGACUCUGGCCAUCCGAGACCUUCAGACUAAUGACACAGGAUCCUAUUUUUGUCAGGCCGACAAUGAUCAGAACAGGGUUUCCAUCAAGGCUCAUCUUCAGGUCAAAGAGGCCACCCAGAUCAAGAAGGGGCCUGAGGACCGGACUGUCAAGAAGGGCUCAAAUGUGAACUUUCCCUGCCUGGUGUCCUUCGACCCCUCCCUGAACAUCCAGAUCGAUUGGUACUGGAAUGACCAAAACAUCAAGGACUUCUACAAGGAGGACAAGUACCUCAUAAAGGAGGAGGAGUUGACCAUUAUUAGCUUAGACUAUGCUGACCAGGGUAACUACAGCUGUGUGGCCAAGACUGCCUUGGACUCAGUGGAGAAAAAAGCAACAGUGCUGGUGGUGGGGAGCCCUGGCCCUGUGGGCCAGCUGGAGUUGUAUAAACAGAAGGAUUUUCACGUCCAGCUGUCCUGGAGCCCAGCGGAGGAACAUAACUCACCCAUUGAGAAGUACAACAUUGAGUUUGAGGAUCGGACCAUGGAACCAGGAACCUGGUACCCACUGGCUACAGUGCCUGGGAAUGAGACCUCAACCAGACUCAAGCUGUCCCCCUUCGUCCAUUACAACUUCCGUGUCAUAGCCAACAACAAGUUUGGCGCUAGCGAGCCAAGUCCUGACUCAGAGCCUUUCAUCACCCCCAAAUCAGUACCAGAGAAGAACCCUACAAAUGUCAAGGGAGAAGGGAAUGAGACCAACAACAUGGUGAUUACUUGGAAGCCCCUAAAGUGGAUCGAUUGGAAUGGGCCAGAACUGAAGUAUCGAGUGCAAUGGCGUCAAAAAAAUGAGUCAGAGUGGAGGGAAGUGAUGGUGAGAGCCUCGAAAUACGUGGUGUCCAACACACCCACUUUUGUGCCCUACGAGAUCAAGGUCCAGGCAAUCAAUGAAGUGGGGAAGGGACCCGAUCCCCACAUUGUCAUUGGCUACUCUGGUGAGGACGUUCCCCAGGCCAUCCCUAUAGUAGCUAUUGAGUUAUUGAAUGCAACCACAGUGAGAAUCAAGUGGGAGCCCGUGGAUCUGAAUGAAGUCAGAGGGCAUCUUCGUGGAUAUAGGGUGACAUACUGGUGGGUGAAUAGCCGUUGGAGUAGGAGCAAGAGACAUACCCCCAAGACCAUCAUUGACAAGCCCGCCAGUGCCAUGGAAGCUGUCCUCCCGGACCUGCGACCCUAUAGCAUCUAUAGUGUGCAUGUGCAGGUGUUCAACAGCCGGAGUCUGGGGCCACCCAGCGAGACCAUCAAAUUCGAGACUGAAGAGGGAGUACCAGAUCGCCCACAAUCACUGAAUCUCCGACGCCUGUCAGACACAGCCCUCCAGCUCUCAUGGAGGCCCCCCCUCAAUCCAAAUGGAGAGCUCAAAGGCUAUCAGCUUAUAUACAGGCCCUUUAACCAAGAGCCAGAAGAGAAUGAAAUGACCGAAUUUCUGCCUCCCACGACCCUGAUGUUCAACCUGAGUGACCUCAAACCCCAGACCUUGUACCGCUUCCAGCUUCGAGCAACCACCAAAGUGGGCCCUGGUGAAAUGAUCACCCAGGAGGGCAGCACCAUACUCAAGUCAGGGAUCCCAACUUUUGGAAACAUCUCAGCUGUGACCAGUGAAAAUGCGAGCACUAUUUAUUGGUUCCCAGAGGAGGGACAGCAUGAUGUCACAUUCCGGAUAUGGUUCAAACCCUUAGGAGAUAAGAAGAAUCUCGAGCCCCAGCAUGUCAACUACAGUCAGAAAUACUACAUUCAGGAGAACCUGGAACCCGAUACUCAAUAUGUCAUCUGCUUCUAUGCGUACAACUAUACAGAUGAGAUGGUGCUUUUCAGGAAGAUGGAGGUGAAAACCAGUGGCUCAGAUCGAAUGAGGCUGCCGCCUGGGAACUUUGCCACCAAGAGCUGGUUUAUUAUCUUCAUAAGCAUCAUCGUCCUCAUUCUCCUCCUGCUUCUCAUCCUUUGCUUUGUCAAGCGCAGCAAGGGAGGCAAGUACUCAGUCAAAGAUAAGGAAGACACUCAGGUGGAUUCUGAGGCCAGGCCAAUGAAAGAUGAGACGUUCGGCGAGUACAGGUCUCUGGAGAGUGACAACGAAGAAAAAGGCUUCGGGAGCAGCCAGCCCUCCUUGAAUGGGGACAUCAAGCCCCUUGGCAGUGAUGACAGCCUGGCCGACUAUGGCGGUAGCGUGGACGUCCAGUUCAAUGAGGAUGGCUCCUUCAUCGGCCAGUACAGUGGCAAGAAGGAGAAAGAGGCCACUGGGGGCAAUGACAGCUCCGGAACCACUUCCCCCAUCAACCCUACCCACGUGACCCUGGAGUAGGCUGGCAGUGGCCUAGAGGGAGAGGGGAACAAAGCCUACCGCCCAGCCUGCUCCCCUCCUCCUCCUAGCUGAGGGGUUUCCUCCACCCUGCUCCAGCAGGAGCUCCCUGCCCCUACUCUUCCAGCCCUAGGUGGGUGGGAUGCAUGGAUUUGGGGGCAGGGCUGUCUCCGGACCCCCUUCCUCUCAUCCCUUCCCCAUAUAAUUGCCAAAAAUCCAGUCCACUCCUCCCCGAUCCCCCCACCCACGUCUGCCCCAAGCCAGGGACUGCCCCUUGAUGUAAAGUUGCCCCUCCUAGCUCUUUUUUCUCCGAGCGGUGACGGUUUGGGAGGGGAUGAAGGGUGAACCCCAAGCAGUGUCUCCCAGACCCUGUGACCCUCACCCUCUGGAAGGGCUGGGGAGUGUUUUUGGAGGGGAAGCCUGUGAGGCCGAUUUGCAGGAUGCAGCCAAGCUAGCCUCCUCAGGACUGGGGCUUCAUCUCCUGCCUUGCCCCCUAGGCCAAGAAGGGGGUACCACUGUAUAGUUGAAAUGCCCCCUCCCCCAGUCCCCUUCUCCUGGACUAGGGCUGGGGAAGGGAGUCGGGCCAAGGGCUAGGCCUGUCUCCACUGCUCAGAUGGCUCAAGAAAACUGAAUCCCCCCAUACCAGGACCCCAAAGCCCUCCACACCCCCCACAUGCUUUCCUCAUACCCCGCCAGGUCCCCUUCACACUGCCCCCAGGUGCAUCUCAUACACAAGCUGCCUUUGUUAGACAUCCGACACCAGACAAGAAGCCGAGUGGCCUCGGUCAGUCGCCCGGCAAGCGUCUGACUCCCUCCUGCCUCACCCGGGACUCGGUGCCCUGACCAUAUCCCUCUCCAUUCCCCGGUCUCUUGGGUUAGGACACAGGACACGCAGACACAAGCUCCCCCCUAGUCUGUCCCCCUCUCCCUGGUGCACCUUGCCCCCGUCCCCCACCAGUGCAUCCUUUCUCCGUGUAAAUACGUUGUGACUUUGGAAAGUUCGUAGCCUCUUCCCUCUCUUCUCCCCCCACUGCUAGUGUGUAGGCCCAUGUCUGAGUCUAGGUGGUUGCUAGGUUUCCAUAGCGAUUAGCUUUGAUAAUCCCCUCCCAGGAAAAGAAAAAAACAAAAACAAAAAAAUGAAAAGGAGAGGGGGGAGAGUGGAAACUGUCACCCCUCCCGCAGCGCCGUCGCCGCAGCCUCCGUCUGUACGCGUCCGCUUGGUCUGUCGACAAACUCCGAUGCCCUCUUUUUUAUAUAUAUAUGUACAUAUAUGACAGAAUUAUAACAGGCAAAUAAAGACUUGGAAAUGACACAGAAA
Molecule: messenger RNA, 5467 nt
Organism: Monodelphis domestica (gray short-tailed opossum)
Lineage: Eukaryota; Metazoa; Chordata; Mammalia; Didelphimorphia; Didelphidae
Gene: L1CAM
Product: L1 cell adhesion molecule
Cellular component (GO): neuron projection
Molecular function (GO): protein binding
Source: RefSeq, a predicted model, not a curated record